Messenger RNA from Talaromyces atroroseus, 2466 nucleotides. RefSeq lists its product as hypothetical. The transcript is spliced from 2 exons. NCBI's taxonomy places the organism in Eukaryota, Fungi, Ascomycota, Eurotiomycetes, Eurotiales, Trichocomaceae. The record is from RefSeq and is a predicted model, not a curated record. Gene Ontology annotation, biological process: protein processing. Gene Ontology annotation, molecular function: serine-type endopeptidase activity. The coding region runs from base 1 to 2466 and encodes 821 amino acids. Gene Ontology annotation, cellular component: trans-Golgi network; Golgi membrane.
AUGCGUCUUACGAAAUCCAUAGCCGCGCUCUCUUUGCUAUUUACCUCUUCUCUUGCGGAGUUACUUCCUCGCUCUUACGACACUCACGACUUUUUUGCCCUCCAUCUCGAUGAUUCCCUAAAGCCAGAACACGUCGCAGAGGCUCUGGGAGCCCACCAUGAAGGCCAGAUUGGAAGUCUGCCAGGACAUCACAAGUUCUCUUUGCCUCAUGGUCAAGCGUCGACGGUUGAAUCGCUACUGAAUGAACUGAAAGUGCGACGGAAACGGGGCUCAGAUCCUGCGCUUUACGACAAGAGGGAGGACGGCCUUGAUGGCAUCCUCUGGUCUCAGAAGCUUGCUUUGAAGGAUCGAUUGCACAAGCGCGUCCCUAUAGAAUUGGAUUCGAGGACUGGGCAAUCACCAGGCCCAGCGCCAGAAGCCGUCGACAGGCAGAAGCUCAUUGCGUCGAACCUAGCCAUCAAAGACCCGGAGUUUCAGAAACAAUGGCACUUGUUCAAUACAGAACAAGUUGGCAAUGAUUUGAAUGUCACGGGUGUGUGGCUGGAAGGCAUAACUGGCAAAGGGGUUGUCACUGCUAUCGUUGACGACGGCCUUGAUAUGUACAGCAAUGAUUUAAAAGACAAUUACUUUGCUGAGGGAUCAUGGGACUUUAAUGAGAAUUACCAAGAACCAAAGCCAUUGUUAUUCGAUGAUAAACACGGCACUAGAUGUGCUGGAGAGGUGGCGGCAGUUCGAAAUGGCGUGUGCGGUGUCGGUAUGGCAUAUGACGGCAAGGUCGCUGGCAUUAGAAUCCUUUCUAAGCCGAUUGAUGACGCCGACGAGGCAGCAUCAAUUAACUACGGCUUCCAGCAAAAUCACAUCUACUCUUGUUCAUGGGGUCCUCGAGAUGACGGACAGACCAUGGAAGCGCCAGGCAUCCUCGUAAAACGAGCAAUGGUGAACGGCAUUGUGAAUGGACGCGAUGGCAAAGGCUCAAUAUAUGUGUUUGCAGCGGGCAACGGCGCCGCACAUGACGAUAAUUGCAACUUUGAUGGCUAUACCAACAGUAUCUAUAGUGUUACUGUAGGGGCCCUUGACCGAUUUGGGAACCAUCCAUCUUAUUCCGAGGCUUGCUCCGCACAAUUGGUCGUUGCCUAUAGUAGCGGUGGAGGUGAUGCUAUUCAUACGACUGACGUAGGCACCGAAACCUGUACGGGCGCUCAUGGCGGUACGUCGGCUGCUGGUCCUCUGGCUGCAGGAGCCAUAGCUCUUGCACUGAGUGUUCGACCAGAUUUGACCUGGCGUGAUGUCCAGUAUCUGUUACUCGAAACCUCUAUACCUGUGCAUGCAGAAGGUGAUGAGGUGCAGUUGACCCCAAUCGGCAAGGAGUUUAGCCAUCAAUAUGGCUACGGAAAAGUGGACACCUAUUCAUUUGUACAGAAGGCCAAAGAAUGGGAACUUGUGAAGCCACAAGCUUGGUACACUUCGCCUUGGCUGCGAGUUCAGCAGGAGAUUCCACAGGGCGAGCAGGGCUUGGCUAGCUAUUUCGAAGUUACCUCGGACAUGCUGAAAGAAGCAAACUUCGAUAAGUUAGAACAUGUCACUGUUACUAUGAAUGUUGAGCAUACUCGGAGAGGUGAUUUAAGUGUUGAGUUGCGCGGUCCUCAGGGAAUUGUCAGCCAUCUCAGUACUGCCAGGAGGGGCGAUAACGCUCCAACAGGCUAUGAAGACUGGACUUUUAUGUCCGUCGCACAUUGGGGCGAAUCUGGCGAAGGCGUCUGGACCGUGAUUGUUAAAGACACAGCUGUCAAUGAACAUCACGGAGUAUUCACUGACUGGCGUCUCAAUCUCUGGGGGGCUUCCGCCGAUGCCGCUUCUCAACAGCCGCACCCCUUGCCUGAUGAACACGAUGACGAUCAUAAUAUUGAAGAUGCUGUCUACGCUACUGUUAGUAUUAAGCCACAUACGAAAACAACACCGGCACCUACUGCUACGGAUCACGCCGAGCGUCCGGUGAAUCAGAAACCCACCAACACUGAGGCCAAGCCAACUGCCACUCCUGAAGUCCCUACUCCAAUCGAGGAUGAGGAGACGGCACCCACGGCAGAGCCGACUGAGACUGCAUCUUCAAGCUUCUUACCGUCUUUCCUACCCACAUUUGGAGCGACACCACACACCCAAGUCUGGAUAUACGCCUCAAUUGUCCUCAUCCUUAUUUUCUGCAUUGCACUAGGCGUUUACUUCUACGUACAACGCCGCAACCGACUCCGAAACAACCCGCAUGAUGACUACGAAUUCGAGAUUAUUGACGAUGAGGACGACGCGCAAGUGCCAUUGGCUGGCCGGCGCGGACGAAGACGUCGAGGCGGCGAAUUAUACAAUGCCUUUGCCGAGGAAAGCGACGAGGAGCUCCUUAGCGAGAAUGACGACGAUGAUGAAGUCCCGUUUCGCGACCACCUCAGAGAAAAGGGCGAUUCUGAAAUAUGA